CCUUUAAUUUUUAAUAUUGAUCUGUGAUAUUGAUUAAUAUUAAUUCACAAAUACCUUUAACUUGAAAUUUAUUAACCAAUAAAAAGGUAUUUCGAAUCAUUGAUAAAAUAUUUGUUUUACAUUAAUUAUAAAUGAUAAAGACUCUGGUCAAAGGUUGAUCAACUCUUUCCAGAUUUAUAUUGGGGUAGGUUUAUAUUAUUUAAACAAAAUGGUUUUUCGGUUAGGCUAUAGAAAAUUUAGUUUAAAGAUUGUACAAAAUGUAUUAUACUCAUCAAACAUUUCCAAAAUGUCCACGAAUAUUCCACAAUUCGAACAUUUGUCUGUUUCUGUUCCAAAGGAGUUUGUCUAUCAUGUAGAGCUAAAUAGGACAGAUAAAUUAAAUGCAAUGAACAAUGCUAUGUUUAAGGAAAUAACAAGAUGUUUUGAGACACUGAGUGAUUCUGAAGACUGUAGGGUUGUAGUUUUAAGUGGAUCAGGCAAAAUAUUUUGUGCAGGAAUUGACUUAAAAGACUUUGCCCAGAACAGUUUACCAGCAGUAGCUCAAAUUGAGGAUCCUGCACGUAAGGCUAAACUUCUAUAUCAGCUCUGUACAUUAUAUCAGAAAAGCAUGUCAUCUCUUGAGCACUGUAAAAAACCAGUUAUUGCUGCUAUUCAUGGAGCUUGUAUCGGAGGUGGUGUAGAUUUGGUAACUGCUGCUGAUGUACGGCAUUGUACAAAAGAUGCUUACUUUGUUGUCAAAGAAGCAGAUGUGGGCCUGGCUGCUGAUAUAGGUUCGUUACAAAGACUUCCUAAAGUCAUAGGUUCGGAUAGUUUGGCAAAAGAGUUGUGCUAUACUUGUAGAAAGUUUCCAGCCGAUGAGGCAGUGACCAGUGGUUUGGUUUCAAAAGUUUACAAUGAUAAAGAUACGAUGAUUGAAUCUGUAAUCAAUAUAGCAGAAGAUAUUGCAAAAAAGAGUCCUGUGGCUAUCCAGACAACAAAAGCUAGCCUAGUAUUUUCCAGAGAUCAUACUGUGGAAGAAGGUUUGGAGCAUAUUGCUCUUUUGAAUCAAUUGAUGUUACAAAGCGAAGAUUUGGCAACAGCCGCUACUGGACAGUUAAUGAAAGAUUCAAAUAUUCAGUUCUCCAAACUAUAAGUAUGUGAUUAAUUUUUAUUUUUUUAUAUUAUUGGUUAUAUAGGUACUCAAAUGAAUUUUAUAAAUAAUAUAUUAUACAGAACUAUACAUAUAUUUUAAUAAAAUUU
Messenger RNA from Sitophilus oryzae (rice weevil), 1239 nucleotides. Its product is annotated as delta(3,5)-Delta(2,4)-dienoyl-CoA isomerase, mitochondrial. Gene Ontology annotation, cellular component: mitochondrion. NCBI's taxonomy places the organism in Eukaryota, Metazoa, Arthropoda, Insecta, Coleoptera, Curculionidae. Gene Ontology annotation, molecular function: delta(3,5)-delta(2,4)-dienoyl-CoA isomerase activity. The record is from RefSeq and is a predicted model, not a curated record. The transcript is spliced from 7 exons. The coding region runs from base 209 to 1132 and encodes 307 amino acids.